This is a messenger RNA of Bombyx mori (domestic silkworm), 4433 nucleotides long. RefSeq names its product pleiohomeotic (gene PHO). Gene Ontology annotation, molecular function: DNA-binding transcription factor activity, RNA polymerase II-specific; RNA polymerase II cis-regulatory region sequence-specific DNA binding. NCBI's taxonomy places the organism in Eukaryota, Metazoa, Arthropoda, Insecta, Lepidoptera, Bombycidae. Gene Ontology annotation, biological process: regulation of transcription by RNA polymerase II. Gene Ontology annotation, cellular component: chromatin; transcription regulator complex; PcG protein complex. The transcript is spliced from 12 exons. Bases 319 to 1488 code for a protein of 389 amino acids. The record is from RefSeq and is a predicted model, not a curated record.
GUACGAUUUUAUCCCUUAUUGCUUACAGAGUUCUCGACUGAGAGCGGCUGAAAGUACGGGCGUCCAUUUUCCUACGCCAUAUUGAAUUUGGUCGGACAUCUUUGGACGCCAUGUUUAGUCAGACAUAUUUUAUAAACAUUUUCGCGUAAAUUUCAAAUAUUUUUCAAUCAAAUUACCGAACUUUUUUUCAGUGAAAACAGUGGUGUCGAUUGCGGUAAUAACAGCUUUAAAAAAUUUAGUGCCAACUCGUCUAUACAUAAUUGUCUCCUGGGGUCUGACGGAGCUUUUGUUACAAGAUAAAUACAGGGCUCCAUCAAGAUGAUGAAUCAAGAGAUUAUGUGUGAAGUGGAAAUUGGCACUCAUGGAGCUAUAGAAAUAGACGGGGAUGAUCAAGUUCAAGUUGGUGUUAAGUAUGAAGAAAUAGAAACGGGCCAGUAUGAGGAAUAUAUAACUGAUGAUCAAUAUGAAGAGGUUGAAGAGCAGGUCAUUGGGAUGCAGCAUCUGGAAGAAAUUGGGAGUGAAGAGGUUGUAUUACCAGGUAUAUCUGGAGAAGAAGUCCUGACAUCAGCUGGUGAGAAUCCUUUUGAUCCUCUCUACACGGAUUCUGCUUCCACCAGCAACAGGACAAAUCGAAGCAGACCUAGAGCUAAUAAUAUAUCGAGCAACAUACAACAUCUAAUGCCAAUAGGUGAAGUACCAAUGGGGUUAAUGGACGGUAUGAGCGCGACCAGGGGCACCACUAGAAAGUGGGAACAGAAGAAGGUCCAGAUCAGGACAAUGGAGGGAGAGUUCUCAGUCACCAUGUGGGCUACAGGAGAAGACGAUGAUGAAACGUCAAAUCCUGAACCAGACCCUGACUACACAGAGUACAUGACUGGGAAGAAGAAUAUAUUAGGAAACGAAUCUAUGCCGGGUCUAGAUUUAUCGGAUCCGAAGCAACUGGCGGAGUUCGCGCGGCCCGGACACAAGAUCAGACUAAAGAAACCAUCCCCCGAAACUUCAGAUAGAACAAUAGCAUGUCCACACAAAGGCUGCACAAAAAUGUUCAGAGACAAUUCAGCGAUGAGGAAGCAUCUGCACACGCACGGACCGAGGGUGCACGUGUGCGCCGAAUGUGGAAAAGCCUUUGUAGAAAGCUCUAAAUUGAAACGACAUCAGCUAGUACACACUGGAGAGAAGCCCUUUCAAUGUACGUUUGAGGGCUGCGGGAAGAGAUUCUCACUAGAUUUUAAUUUGAGAACGCACGUCCGCAUCCAUACUGGAGAUCGACCGUACGUUUGUCCCUUCGACGGUUGCAACAAAAAAUUCGCUCAGAGCACAAACCUGAAGUCGCACAUACUAACGCACGCGAAAGCGAAAUCAAGAAAUUCAUUAUCAAGGAACGGCGGGAAUUCGUAUGAGUCGGCACGAACGACCCCACAGUACGUUCAAUUGGAAAUGUCACCGGAUGAUUCUAAUCCACAACUCGUGUUCUACACGCACGAGUGAAAGGCUGUGAUCGAACGAACAACAUGGUUACUACUGUGCUAUUUUGUGUGGUUAAUGAUCGGUCUUGUGUGAUUUCUACACAGCGUAAGAACAACGGUGUUCCGUGAUAAGUGCAUUGUAAGAGGAAACUGGAAAUAUGUGACCAAAUAAACGAUAUAGUGUAAAUUCGAUAAGUUGUAAAUAAUUUAUAGUCUACGUUAAUAUAAAUGGUGGGUGAGAGUGACUCUUUAACUAAGUGAUGUGAAAAAUGAAGCGCUUCUUUUGAUAUAAUAAAAUAAUGUCCAUUGUACAUGUACUAAUAUUUAGGUAAGUAGUUUAUCGGUCCAAAUUUUAUUUCAUAAUUAAUCUAAAUGUUUCUAUACACUUAUUUCUCCUACGAAUCAUACAAAAUGGAAUGUCUUCUUAACUUCAGCUCAGCAUUGUCAUAAACAACUGUGAAAAUUUACAUUGCUAAUAUAUUACAUGUAUAGUGAUCAGAACAAUAAUGGUUUAUGAGUGCUGGUUAAGAACAGCUAUUGUAAGAUCACCGGAAACUAUUGGUGAUGCAUUGUAAGUUUUUGCUAGGUUUCUUUGUACUUUUUACUAAUUUGGAUUAAAUCACUCCCUUCUAAGUCCUUGUUGCUGAGUAAGUCCAAAUGAUACCAAAAACUAAUACAAUCCCCAAGGCAAUGCAUAUUUUUUGCAAUUUUUGUGCUACCAUUAGCUAAAAUUACAAUUCUUAUUAUGUCUUUACCUGCAAGUGACUCAUUCUCAAUGUGUCUAAUUUAGACAUACUUGGAGUUACCCAACGUUUGAAAGAAAUCUUCCUCGAGGAGCCUGUCAACUGCACUAUUCCAUUUAUUAGAAGAAAAUUAAGUGACCAAACUGCCGAUCAAAUAUUCUUUUUGUUAGAUCGAGGUUGAUGAAACUAUACAGUUUGUUAUAUGCCGAAAAGAUCACCUGAUAUUCAGUGAAAACUGGGGCUUAUAAAUGUAGCAAUAUGCAUUCAGUGUAUUGGCAAAACUGAUCUGGUUUGGAUUUCUUUCUGUUCUGUCACUUCGUUCCUUGUGGAAUACAUAUUUAUGUAGUCAUAUGUUUAUGUUAUCAUUUUACUGUAAAAAGUCCAAAUGAACUGAAUGAUAAUUUGUGAAAUUCAUGUCAUAAGACAUUGCUGGGCUGAAUAUUACUUUAACCAACUCAAAUAAUAAUCUUAGAAAUAGUAAUAGUACUAAAACUCUAGUAUCUUUUCAAAACCUACCAUUGCAAGAGAGAUUUUCUUAUUAAUUUUCUGGAAUAUCAUUGUCUUCAAUACCGUUUACGAUAUGCAACUGUAAUGAACUGCUUUACUCAGUAUUAAAUUUUUUCUUCAAACAUUAAUAAGAUAACAAACAGACAAUUCUAAUGGUUUUACAUUGUCAUAGCCUAAUAAUUACCUAUACUUCAAAGUAGUAUUUACACUUCGAAGCUUUAAUACCCAUUUAGCUAAAUAAAUAAAAUUGCAACCCAACCCGAACCCCUAAAUUUGCUUGUGUGAUAGCACUUCCUAUUUUUACAUUUUAUAGUUCAGGAUCUGAUAAUUGACUAUAAGGUAAACACACUACACAUUCAUAUGCGAACUAAAUAAAUAAAUAAAUUACAGCACUCUUUAUGAUUCAAAUAGUGAUCCAAUUUGUGUCACGAUGAAAAUUUUAGUUCACUAUAGUGAAACCAAUGUUGCAAUUCCUGUUGUGUUGUAUGUAGCAUAAAUCUUGAGUUAUACCAGAUCGGUACUCGAUUACAUUAAUAUCGAAAGGUAAAAUGGAAAAUUACACUUUGUGUAAUUUACAAAACUUUAUUUUGAUGAGUAAAUUUAAAGAAAUGUAUUUAAUUCUCUCAUGUUUUUACACCAUUUAAAGUUAAACACAUUUGAAUUGAGCUCGGAUACUGAUUAUAAUAUGAAAUACUGCGUGGUUCAUUAUUAUACGGUAGAAUUGGUAGUGAGUUUUCAGCUAAAAGAAAACCUCUCUAGGAAGCUCACAAGAUACCGUACCAUUUACAAACUAUAACAGCAGUUCAGGGGAGUACAGUUAGUGAAACUGAGAUAUCUGGUCACUGUUAUAAGUAUGUAGAUAUAUAACAUUUGUUAUGACGUUAGUCUUCCACGGUUAAUAAAGAUUUACUUAUAGGGUAUCUUAAUUUUUUUCUGGGUUUAAAAGUCCUGUGAAUAACUGCUCCCCUCCACAACAUUCAUACAGUGAAUCUAUGCAUUUCUACUAAAUUUGUCCACAAACAUUUUGUUUCUAAUUUUAACAAGAUUUUUAAAUCUUAAAUUUAUGAAAUUUCUAUAUCAUCGGUAUAUUUAAGAAUGUAGAGAACCACAAUGUGUGCCCUUUUGAAGUAUUUUUAAUGUCAUUGUGCAAUAUACGUAAUAAUAUGUUAACUGUGAAGUUAUUACUUAAGCAUUCUUAUGCUCUCAACUCGACUACUGAUUGCUGACCUGGUAACACUUUGGAAUUACCUGACAAGGCAGGUCAAGUCAGGUUGGGGAAUAGUAUCUAUAGGACAUUGUGUUCUCGAUAUAUGUAUGAACUAAUUAGAGUAUUCCUACCAAGUUUGGUCAAAUUGAUGGGUAAAAAAAUCUAUUUUAUUAUUCAAUGCAUAUAAUAGGUUCUUGAAAAAGAGGAAAACAUCAGAAGUAAAGAGUGAAGAAAAUAUAUGCAUAUUCUAAUGGUCUUAAAGUUUGAAAACACUCAAUUUGACCACCAGUAUUGAUAGGUUGUGUUAAAAGCAAUGAAUUCCGAAAUCAUUUGCUUAUUUAAUAUUCAAGAGCUAUUUUGAAUGUGUUUAACUGUAAUGAAAUAUUUAAUUUUCGGUUUUUAUUUCUGUUUUCUUCUAAUUUGAAAUAUGGAGAGAAGUGUUUUGUAAUAUAUAAUAUUGUAAGGUUUUUGUAAUGACUGAUGUAAAUAAAUUAGAUAUAUUUUACAUAA